Lytechinus variegatus (green sea urchin) is the source of this 1356-nucleotide messenger RNA. RefSeq names its product cystine/glutamate transporter-like. The coding region runs from base 246 to 1202 and encodes 318 amino acids. Gene Ontology annotation, molecular function: L-amino acid transmembrane transporter activity. Gene Ontology annotation, biological process: amino acid transmembrane transport. The transcript is spliced from 6 exons. Lineage: Eukaryota; Metazoa; Echinodermata; Echinoidea; Temnopleuroida; Toxopneustidae. Gene Ontology annotation, cellular component: membrane. The record is from RefSeq and is a predicted model, not a curated record.
UUAACCAUUUCCUCCAUAAUUCCUAUUCACACUUACACCCGUUGAUUUGACACCAAUGACACCAUUAAUUUUUAAUGUUCACUAUUUAGUAGGGAAGUCUGGUAUAAAAAUGACAUGAAGACCUUUAUAGAUGUAUAUAAUCGACCACAUUUGUUACAAUCAAUAAUAAAAAUAUUAGCUUUCAAACACUGAGGUCUCAGGUCUGUCAGCUACAAUUAGUCGAUCAUUGGUAGAGAACACGAACAAUGGCUAGAAAUCCUGCAUCAUCGCAGUCAACAUCGUCAUCGAUCGUUAGUCAAGGCGGUGAUAAAGAUGGUGUCAAAUUGAUUCGGCAAAUGACUCUAAUUGAUUGUAUUUCGAUAGUGAUUGGUACUAUCAUUGGUGGAGGAAUUUUCAUAUCCCCUAAAGGUGUAUUGGUGAAUACUGGUAGCACUGGAUGGGCGUUGGUGGUAUGGGUCUUAUGUGGAGUAUUCUCUAUGUUUGGAGGACUGUGCUAUGCUGAGCUUGGGACAACAUUUAGAGUAUCUGGGGGAGACUUCUCUUUUAUCCUGAACGCUUUUGGACCAGUCCCUGCUUUUGUGAGAAUAUGGACUCGAAUAGUGGCUAUUCAGACAGGCUCAAGAGCGAUCAACUCUGUCUCUUUUGCGUUUUACGUUCUUUUACCCUUUUACAUGGGAUGUGAUGUACCCUUUGCAGUUACCCGACUAGUAGGAGCAGCUCUUCUUCUCUUGAUUGUAAUUUUCAACUGUCUUAGCGUCCCAUUGACGCGCAAGAUCCAAGUUGCAACAUCGGCCUGUAAAUUAUUAGGUCUUAUCGCCAUUAUUGUUGCCGGGGUUUAUCAACUUGCUAAAGGUAAUACAUCGAAUAUAGACACUGCUUUUGUUGAAGGAUCUAUAAAAUGGAAGACAAUACCUCUAGCUUUCUAUUCUGGACUCUACGCUUACUCGGGAUGGCAAUAUCUACCUUCGAUUUCGGAAGAAAUCAUCAACCCUGGCAGGACGAUACCUUUGGCGAUUAUAAUAUCCGUCAUCAUCGUCAUCAUCAUUUACGUUCUCACUAACAUUGCUUACUUCACUGUGCUAAACUCGGCUGAAAUCAUCGCUUCCAACGCAGUUGCUUUGGUUUGUCAUUUACAAGAUUGUUCUUUCGUGACCGAUCUCUUACUUGCUUCUUUUGCUAUUUUCUAUUUUAUCUGCGGAUGAUAUUAAUAUAGGGCCUACCACAACUACAUACACGUUAGUAUGAAGACGAUGAGAAGAGAUAGAUAUCUAUACAUACCUCCUGUCUAUAAUAAUUUGCAUUAUCGCCUGUCGUCAUGGCUUGGAGGGCCAAAAGGUUAUUUAUUGGUUCACAUUU